CGCCCGCGCUCCGGUGCCGCCGCCGCCGCCGAGGGACGGCCGGAGGGACAUCCCGAGGCACAGCCGGACAGCGCCGGGGUCGGGGCCGGGCCCCCUGCCCGCCCGCGCCCGGGCGAUGGUGCCGGCGCCCGGGAGCGCCCUGCUCGCCGCGCUGCUCGCCGCCGGGCUGGCCACCGGGCUGGCCACCGGGCUGGCCACCGGGCUGACCACCGCGGGCAGCUUGAGAGCUCGUGGGCAGCUGGGGGCUGUGAGCCAGCCUGGGGUGUGUCGCUAUGGUUCCAGGUUGGAUUGCUGUCCUGGCUGGAGAAAGAACAAGGGCCACUGCGAAGCUACCUGUGGACAUGGUUGCAAGUAUGGCGAGUGCAUGGGACCAAACAAAUGCAAAUGUUUCCCUGGAUUUACAGGGAAAACCUGUAAUCAAGAUCUGAAUGAGUGUGGACUGAAGCCACGUCCCUGUGAGCACAGAUGUAUGAACACACAUGGCAGCUACAAGUGCUAUUGUCUCAACGGGUACAUGCUCAUGCCAGAUGGCACAUGUGCAAGUUCUAGGACAUGUGCCAUGGUGAAUUGCCAAUAUGGAUGUGAAGAAGUCAAAGGGCAGGUGCAGUGUCUCUGUCCAUCAGGGGGCCUUCAGCUGGGACCAAAUGGAAGGACAUGCAUUGACAUUGAUGAGUGCUCCACUGGCAAAGCUGUCUGCUCAUACGACCGCAGAUGUGUCAACACGUUUGGAAGCUUCUACUGCAAGUGCCAGCUGGGUUAUGAACUAAAAUACACCAGCAGUCGCUACAACUGUGUAGAUGUAAAUGAAUGUGUGACAAAUACACACAGGUGCAGCCUCCAUGCAGAAUGCCUCAACACCCAAGGAUCCUUCCAGUGCAAAUGUAAACAGGGCUACCAAGGAAGUGGAUUUGACUGUGCUGUUAUCCCUCAAAAAGCAGUGAAGGAAAUUGCAAGAAGCCCUGGAACAGCUAAGGACACAAUUAAGAAACUUCUUGCACAUAAAAGCAGUGUGAAAAAGCAUAAAACAGUCAAGAAUGCAAUCCCAGAAGCAGCAGAGACACCACCUUCUAAGACCCACUUGCAGUUGCUGGACUAUGAAGGUGGUAUUGAUCUUGGUGGGAGCUACAGCGAGGAAGAGAAAGAAAUUGCAGCUGCUGCAGAAGUGGAGGCAGAAGAGUCAGACGAAGAAGAGAAAGAAGAUUUUGAAAACCAAAUUGAUGAGCGAAGCCUUAGAGGAGAUGUCUUUUUUGAUUGCAGCUUCGGUCGAGGGGUGUGUGACUGGAAACAAGAUGCUGAUGAUGACUUUGACUGGAAUCCUGCUGAUCGAGAUAGAGGUGAUGGCUACUACAUGGCAGUUCCAGCUUUUGUGGGGCACAAGAAUGAUAUGGGGCGUCUAAAACUUCUCCUCACUGACCUCAAACCAAAGAGCAGCUACUGCUUGAUUUUCAGUUAUCGGCUUGCUGGUGAGAAAGUGGGAAAACUUCGAGUGUUCCUGGCAAACAAAAAAACUGCUCCAGUCUGGGAAGAGAACAAAGGAAAAGAUGAAAAGUGGAGAACUGGAAAAAUAGAGAUAUUUCAGGGGGCUGAAACAACCAACAGUGUCACUUUUGAAUCUGAACGUGGGAAGGGUAAAACUGGAGAAAUUGGAGUGGACAAUGUUAUAUUAAUUUCUGGUCUAUGCCCAGAAGAUACCUGAUAAUGGACAUUUGAGUAAAUCAGAUUGAAUCCCAUUUUUCACAUUUGCCUUAUUAGUAGUGUAUUUUUGUAUUAUUUUCUCCAUAGAAAACCCCAAAACUAUAAAAUUGUGCCUUGAAUCUAAUGCAACAAUGCAAACAGAAAACUGAUGUGCAAGAUGCAGGUUACACUUUUUUAUGAGUUCUUCUAAUUUUAAUACAUGCAUUGAGUGUAAUACUACUGUAUUUUAUAAUUCAAGGUCAGGGUUUCUGAAAUAUUAUUUGUCUAGCUUCUUUUACAAAUUCUACAUGCUUUUAUUUCUUAAAAAUCUUCUUGAGUCUAUUCAUUAGUCUUCUAUUUAGUUUCUUCUACUCCAUAAGAACAUAAUGCAAUGUUUAAGAGAAUGUUACUACUUCUGGUGACAUAAUUAACUUCUUAGUGGGUAUGUUGUUCCAAAAAUUAAAUCCAUCACCCUGUGUGCAGGAAGGCAAUCACACACAGAGCCAAGAUGUUUGUUUAUUUAAAUAUGUGUGCAAAGAUGGGUGCUAGGUAAAUCCACAAAGCCAGCACACCAAGCAGAAAUGAUGACCACUAUUUAUAUGCUGUUAAUCUUGAUAUAUUCCACUUAUCUAGUAUAUAUUCAGUGUUUACUACUCUAUUAUUGCUGAGUUGUGCUGAGCUGGCUUUGUUAAUUUCUUCUUAUCUUCGACAUCCUGCAGUAGCACACCCUUCCUCCCAAAUUUUGUUACCCCUCUGGGUCUGUGACCUUUGAAGCACAUCAAGCCCUAAAUUUUUAUAAAGUAAAUCUAUUGACAAAUAAUUUAUCUUAGACAUGAGGUAAAUAUUCAGUCUAUUGAACAAGUAGGAAGAAAGUGAAGACCUUCAUUUGGUGGAGCUUAGCAAGUUGUAAGUGGAUUCAUGUCUUUGAAGAAUAUUUUCAUUACCA
This is a messenger RNA of Poecile atricapillus (Black-capped chickadee), 2620 nucleotides long. It is a transcript of the gene EGFL6, whose product is annotated as EGF like domain multiple 6. The transcript has 11 exons. Gene Ontology annotation, cellular component: membrane. Gene Ontology annotation, molecular function: calcium ion binding. NCBI's taxonomy places the organism in Eukaryota, Metazoa, Chordata, Aves, Passeriformes, Paridae. Bases 116 to 1696 code for a protein of 526 amino acids. The record is from RefSeq and is a predicted model, not a curated record.